CUGGGCGAUCUCGCGCUCGAUUGUCACGCGCCCUCUUCGCCCUUCUAUGGCGAAAUUGAGCAUCGCAUCUGGGACGUAACGCCAAGGAAAAGAAGCGCAAGUAGCCGGCUUGCUAGGUCGGCCGCGAGAUGUUUGCCCUACACAAAGCCUUCCAACAAUCAACCCAGUCAGUUCACGAAGCAGCAGAAGCUGAGCGGGACAGGCGGAGGAAGAUGUCGGGCACCACUCAUACCGGCGCCGGCAGGGGUAAUGGUAGCGGAGCUACGGGGAGCGAUGUAGGCGGCCGCCUCGAGUCAGAUGGCAGCAACAGCGGCCGUUCCUCGCGAGCCCACGUCGACGCCAUGCCCGAAAGGGUAGCUUCAUCUCAAACCCUUUCUCCGGUCUAUCCAUCCUCUCCAUCACACCACCUCCUUGAAAGAGGCCAGCAUUCGAGGUCAGCGACCCCAGUUGGCACUUCUAGCAGCAACGACAGCAGCUCCGACCUCAAUCGGCGUGCAGAGUCGAGUCGAGAGCGACCAGAGCUGGGCGUCCUUCGACCACCUCCAUCUGGCGGCCUGCCUCCUAUCCCGGCUGAUCAGACUCCCUUGUCGACGCCAUCGCCGGAAGAGCGCUACGUGCUUCCUCCAGACGCCAUUGUACGAACACCGAGGCGACGGUCCAGUCGACCGGGCUUCAACAGCACCCCAUCUUCCCCGAGGAUGCUCCCUCCAUCGCCUCCUCAGCCCCACGACCUGAUGCAACGACAGAACAGCAACGGCGGAGGAAGCGGCAGUGGGAGUGGCAGCGGCAGCGGCAGCGCCGGCGUCAGCCGUAGGGGCUCCAGCAGCAGAGGUCCUCCAACCUCAUCGUCCGCGGCACCAGCUGCGGCUAGUCUGUUGAGCCAGCGACAGGACUUUUCUGCCACGCCCAGGCUCAUCCAUGAUGCCGUCUUUGCCAUCUCUCCAAGCGCAGAGGAGGAUGUUCCUCCUCCAACGAUGAAGCAUCCUCGAGACAUUGUCGCGCCGGUAGCCGCAGUCCCACUUCACCAUCAUCUGUCAGAGCUUCGACCAGAGGAUACCCGCCCUGCGCCACCACGCUUUUCAGAGGACUCCGUCGUCGACCCUCGGGCGUCCAUCUACGGCGCAGCGCCCACUGUCAUCCCCACAACGCCGGGCUCAUCCAGCCGAUUCAGGAUCCCCAAGAGUCUGCGCCGGAAGAAGAACCCACCGAGGCAGUCUGAGAGCAGAGGCAGUCAAGCGUCCGAAGCGGACUCCAAGGCCCUCUCCAGUAGCCCAGAGAUCGACACAGUCGCUGCGGCUAGACUACGAGGGCCAGCUCCCGCAUCCAAUGGCCGCUUCUCCCUCGACACUCGUUCUCAUGCCUCCCAUUCCUCAGCAUCGACGGCAGCUCCGGGUAGUCCAGGGCAGAGGGCAGCGGCGCUCAGUCUCGAUGAGCGGAGGAAGUCCUCCCUUGCCGCCAACCCACACGCUACAACCGCUGCUAGCAGUAGCAGACAACGUAUCUCGACAGAGUCAUCGGGAUCGAGCUUCAGGCGACGAUCGAUUGCCCUGUUCGGUGGAGGCAGUGGAGGCGGCGGAAACGGUACCCGUGAGCGCGAUUCUGAUCGAGCGUCGUCCAGCGGCCGACCCAGCCUAUCAGUCCCUUCUGCAAAUGAGCCGACUGUCAGCAUGGGAGGCAUCGCAGUCCCGCUUCAGGCUCGCCCCUCCGAAGGAUCGACGUGGCAUUCCGAGAGCUCUUCUCCUUCGAUGUACAACAGCUCCCGCGAUAGCUCCAACGACAUGGCUCGGGCUUCCAUCUCAUCCUCUGGGGGAGACGUAACAUCUCGAAGCGCAGCAAGGAGCGGCAAGGCUGCAUCCUUUUCAGCCUCGAACACGAGCUUGCAGGCCACCUUGGCUCCUUUCCCACGUCGCAGCUCUGGAGCCAACAGCAAUGCAUCGCUCGCUGUGCCCGGCCCUGCAUCUCCUGCAAGUAUUGCCCCUACCUCGUCGUACCUGGACGCUCAGGCGCUCGCGAAUGCAACCAACAAGCCGCAGCCAUCGAUACCGCCGACUUCGAGCCCUCCGCCACCCCCUCUUCAGCAACAACUUCGAGCGAGAUCUUCGAGCAACCUCCUCCUUCGUCGCGUAGGGUCCAGCGGUUUGCUAAAUACGGAAAGCCCGCGCGACUCGUUGAGCGGAGACACCAGCAGUCGAGGCGGCGCUCCCGCUACCACGCCUGGAAAGGGCAACAAGCUGAUGCGCGGCCUCACUGGUCGUAGACCGAGGACAGCAACGCCCGGAGGCAGCCGUGAUGGUUCGUCAGACUUUGCGCGAUCAUCCGGCGAUGCUGCGCUUAGUCGCACCACCCCAUCGAGGCCAUCAACCGCGACUGCGAUCAGCCCCGCGUCUCCUCUGGGGACUACCGCAGCUAACGACUCGUCCAGGCUCGAGGCUAGCGGUGGAGCUGCUGCUCUAUUCGGUGGUGGAGGCGGAGGUGCUAGUGGUGGUGGACGUCCCCGUGCAUCGUCAUUACUGCCUAACCUCAACAUCUUCGGCGGAGGCAACACCAGGACAAGGGCGAUGUCGUCUUCCGGUCGCCAAAGCCCUUUUACUGGCCCUGCUGCCACGCCCACGCCUUCUCGAGGUGCGCAGACCACGACACCUACGCCAACGCUCAAUGUCAACGCCGACGCGAGUGCGGCAGGUAGCACAAUUUUACCUGACGAAACUCAGCAUUCGUCGUCCGCCUCGACGAAGAAGUAUCCCAUCCUACCCGACGAGGCCCCAGACGAGUACGUAGAGCGCAUCCUCCUGACAGUCGACCACAGCGACGUAGCGACCAUGCUGGCCUCCUCGACGGACGAGUUCCACCUGGAAGCUCUGCGCGUUUAUAUGCGCCGCUUCCUCUUCGUGGGCAACCCCCUGGAUAUUGCGCUGCGCAAGAUGUUGAUGGAGCUCCGCCUUCCGAAGGAGACGCAGCAAAUUGACCGUGUGAUGGAGGCCUUUGCCAAGCGGUAUAACGAGUGCAACGAGGAGCUGUUCGCAUCGGAUGAUCAGCCGUACAUACUGGCCUUCUCGCUCAUGAUGCUCCACACGGACGCAUUCAAUCGGAACGCCAAGACGAAGAUGUCGAAAGCGGACUACGUCAAGAACACGGCCUCAUCGGGCGUGCCGCAGGAUAUCCUCGAGUACCUGUACGACAAUCUCACAUUCACUCAGUUCGUCUACUCGGAUGAGGCGGCAAGUGCUGCGCCUGUCCCCAUCAGCCCAGCCCCGCUGAGCGGUGGAGGGGAGAAGACUGGAUUCCUUGCCAGCUUCGGUGCAGGAUCAAAGGACAAGGGAGACAAGACGGUCGACGCCUAUUGGAUCAUCAGACAGGGGCGGCUCAGCUCCCUCUGCCCGAACAUCGACAACAUCAUACCUGAGGACGAUCCCUACUCUUACACCGGCGCCGCCACGCACAUAGAUGUCCCAACGCUCGCAAGAGCUUACAUGUCUGCGCCUUCCAUCGAGGUCGUCGCCUCAAGGCGCUCUUCCGUCUCGACGCCCGCGCCAGCAGACAACCUCGCUCCCGGUGCCACUGGGGCAGCAGGGUGGUCAGGCCCAGAGAUGAUCGGCAACGGUGGACUGGGCAACGAGCCCGACUCGACACUUACGCUGCGCAUCUUCAAGGUGGGCAUCGUGAAUCGCAAAGACGAGGUCACGGAGAAGACGAAGAAGAACAGCUCCUCGAAAUGGAAGAGCUGCGGAAUGGUCCUUUCCUCUUCUCAGCUCCUCUUCUUCCGCGACCUCGUAUGGAUUGACGCGCUUCAGGCUCAAAUUAGCGAGCAGCUGGCUGAUGCGACGCCAGAGGAGAGGAAGAAAGGCAUCUUGAUCACGCCCAAGAUCACGAACUUCAGGCCGGAUGGAGUCUUGUCGCUUGGAGACGCCAUUGCGCUCAAGGACGAUAGCUUCGAUCGUGACGAGAGCGUGUUGAGGUUGGUCGGCGUGCAGGGGACAGUUCAGCACGAGUACCUCUUCCAGGUGCGCGAUAAGGGCGAUAUGAACGAAUGGAUUGCCGGCAUCAACUUCUGCGCUUGCUUCAGAGCAGCAGGUCUCAAGGUGACAAACCUUGACACAUUCGCGCUCAUGAACGGCGACAGGCUCCUUGGAGGCAACUCGAUGAGUCGCUCCUCAAGUCAAGGUGGCUCAGACAGGCAAUGGUCCACGAGUGACCCCUUUGCGCAACCCGGCCCCGCAGCAGCAGCAGCAGCAGCAGCAGCAGCAGCAUCGUCAUCAGCUACACCAGCUCCGCAAGCUACCCCUGCUCAGCUGCUCCGAGCCAAGGUCGCGGCUCGACGUCGCGAGCUCGUCCCCAAGCUUGAAAUCGUCAAUCGCACUCUCUAUGCCCACUCCAACGAGCUUCAGGAACUGCUUCGCCUGGCGCGCCAAUUCACCAUCAUGACUCCCUUCCAACGCUCGACCCGAGAGCGUAUCGAAGCAGCCGCUACCCCGCUCGCAGCCCGCAUCCGUCAGCUGCGCAUCGAAGUGGCCAAGUACGAGUGUCGGCAAUACAUCCUUUCAUCGGAAGUGCAGGUGAAUGACCGUGCGGCGUCACAAGCGGCGGCCAGUCAAGACAACUUGAUGAGUCCGUCGCUCAUCGCUCUUGCGCAACAGGAGCGCAAGGGCUCCUACUUUGCAGCUGAGGGCUUCGGCAGCAGCGAAGAUGACGGUGGGCUCCGCUCCUCUCAACGAUCCCCGACAGAGAUGCGCAAGGCCUCGAGCGGGAACGUCGGGUCACUGCGGCCCGUAGCAGAAGCGCCAGGAGAAGGCAGUGGUGAGACGGCGUCAACCUCGUCUCUCAUCCCGGCCAUCGGCUCUUUUGCUCGUUUGGACAGCAGCGACGCCGUCGCCGUCGCUUCAUCAAGCAAGAAUUUCGACUUCCGCUCCCGUAUCUCGCGCUCACGCGUCAAAUCCAACGCAACUUCAAGUGGAGCCGGAGGAGGGUCGGGCAGUCACCAUUCGGAUACGGCGAGCCUGAGCUCUCGUUCCAACAAGAGCGGCGGCGCUAGUGGCGUCAACCCAGCAGAACGAGCUGAGAGCUGGAACACCACCCGUGCCUUCCGUGACCCGGACCGUAUCUCCGUCGCUCAGCUGCCUAGCUUGGAAACGAUCGAGGCCGCCACGCGCGAAAAGGCUAGACGCCGUGUUGCACAACAGCCUCACAACAAGGGCGGGCUUUUCACCUCUACGUACAGCAGCACGACCCUGUCCUCCCCCGACGGCGGUACUGGGCAGAGAAAGGGGAGCAUCGCGAGUAGUGGGCCAGGCGGAGCGGCUUCGUCGAGUGGUGGAGGAGCGGCCCCUUCUACGUUUAGCUACACGAGUCAUGGCUCGAGAGGAUCGGAUAGGGAAAUACCUGUCAAUGAUCGCAGACUUGACCCCCCUGUGUUCAUGUCUACCUGGGGGGCCUAGGCGCGCAAAGGGCUCGUGGCUAUACUCUUCUUCUCUAC
Messenger RNA from Jaminaea rosea, 5470 nucleotides. RefSeq lists its product as hypothetical. Gene Ontology annotation, molecular function: guanyl-nucleotide exchange factor activity. Gene Ontology annotation, biological process: regulation of ARF protein signal transduction. Bases 129 to 5432 code for a protein of 1767 amino acids. NCBI's taxonomy places the organism in Eukaryota, Fungi, Basidiomycota, Exobasidiomycetes, Microstromatales. The transcript has 3 exons. The record is from RefSeq and is a predicted model, not a curated record.